UUCCUCGUUUAUAUAACAAACCAAUUCCUGAAAUCGUGUCUACACCCAGAUUGAGGAGGAGAGAGAAGAUGGAUCAAUUGAAAUCAAGAGCUGCAAAUUCAUGCCCUCUCACUCCUAUAGGCUUCUUGAAAAGAUCUGCCACUGUUUAUGGCGAUUGCCCUUCUGUUGUGUACAACGAUAAGACCUAUAAUUGGUCGGAGACCCACCGGAGAUGUGUGCAGGUGGCGUCUUCAAUGGUGUCUCUGGGCAUCAAGAGAGGCCAAGUGGUCACGGUGGUGGCACCCAACAUUCCCGCCAUGUAUGAGCUUCAUUUUGCAGUACCGAUGGCCGGAGCAAUUCUCAAUAACAUCAACCUCCGCCUCGAUGCCCGCACAAUCGCCGUCCUCCUCCACCACAGUGAAUCGAAGCUAGUGUUUGUUGACUACCAAUCAGGCUCUACCAUUCUCGAAGCCCUCUCUCUGUUUCCCCAUAAUUCGCAACGGCCACUUCUUAUUCUCAUCACCGACGAUGAAGCGCCACUGUUCGCUGCCGGUGACUUCCAUUGUACUUAUGAGAGUUUGGUGGAGAAGGGUGAUCCAGGAUUCACGUGGGUCCAGCCGGAGAGUGAAUUAGAACCCAUGACACUGAACUACACCUCCGGCACCACCUCGUCUCCCAAAGGAGUGGUCCAUAGCCACCGAGGUACUUUCAUCAUCGCCAUUGAUUCACUUUUAGACUGGUCGGUACCGAAACAGCCAGUUUACUUAUGGACACUGCCUAUGUUCCACGCCAAUGGGUGGAGCUACACCUGGGGCAUGGCGGCUGUCGGCGGCACCAACAUCUGCCUCCGCAAAUUCGACGCCUCUGUAAUCUACGACGCCAUAAGGAAACACAACGUGACCCAUAUGUGUGGUGCGCCGGUGGUUCUCAACAUGAUAUCAAAUUCCCCAAACAAUAAUCCUCCUCAGAAACCAGUCCACAUCUUAACAGCCGGAGCUCCGCCACCAGCGGCGGUGCUGUUUCAGACCGAGUCUUUGGGUUUUGUCGUGAGUCAUGGAUAUGGGUUGACGGAGACGGGCGGGCUAGUGGUGACCUGCGCUUGGAAGCCGCAGUGGAACCGCUUGCCGGCGACGGAGAGAGCAAGAAUGAAGGCGAGACAAGGAAUUAGGACUCUGGGACUCACAGAGGUCGACGUAGUUGAUCCCGAUUCAGGAGUGAGUGUUAAGAGAAACGGAUUAACCAUGGGUGAAGUAGUAUUGAGAGGAGGGAGUGUCAUGCUGGGUUACCUGAAAGACCCAGAGGGGACCUCAAAAUCGAUCAGAGAGAAUGGGUGGUUCUACACCGGGGACGUCGGAGUGAUGCACCCAGAUGGGUACAUGGAGAUCAAAGACAGAUCAAAGGACGUCAUCAUCUCCGGCGGAGAGAAUUUGAGCAGCGUAGAGGUAGAAUCAGUGCUCUACACUCACCCGGCGGUGAACGAGGCAGCGGUGGUGGCGCGGCCAGAUAAAUUCUGGGGAGAGACGCCGUGUGCUUUUGUGAGUUUGAAGGCUUCGGCUAAGGAGAAGCCGACAGAAAAGGAGAUAAGAGAGUACUGCAGGGCGAAGUUGCCGCGGUUCAUGGUGCCAAGAACGGUGGUGUUCAAGGAGGAGCUACCGAAGACCUCCACCGGAAAAAUUCAGAAGUUUGUGCUGAGAGAGAUGGCCAAGGGUAUAGGGUCAGCAAAGACUAGUCGUAUGUAAAAUCAGUAAUGUUGCUUUUAAUUACUUAGACCAUCUACAGGAGAUCAAAAUUGAAAUGUUAAAUUUAAAUUUUAAAAU
This is a messenger RNA of Ilex paraguariensis (yerba mate), 1796 nucleotides long. The record is from the annotation of a GenBank genome assembly. Lineage: Eukaryota; Viridiplantae; Streptophyta; Magnoliopsida; Aquifoliales; Aquifoliaceae.